UGUAUGUACUUAACGUCCGAAUCUCGAGUGUUUCCUACUCAGUCGUGUGGAGUUCACGCACUCCUGCGCACGGAGCGCGCGCUACUAUUCGCGGAGUGACUAGUGUUGUGGUUAAUUCAAUUUAUUUAUUCGUUUCGGUUCAAUUCGAAUCGAAUUGUCGGUUGAUUGAAGAGCAGCACUAUGAUAUUUGAGUUGCUGCUGGCGGGGCUGGUGGCGGCGGUGGUGUGGCUGAUAUUCUUCAGAGACGACAGCGACCCCGUGGACCAACUUCCUGGACCUCCGCGGAAACCCUGGAUCGGGAAUGCUUGGGAGCUGCUCCAAACGCCUGCUGAUAAGUUUUUGGAUGUAUUAGUGGACUACACGAACAAAUAUGGCGACCGUUACGUGUUCAAGGUGUUCAGUCUCCGAGUGCUGCACAUAUCCGGACCUUCGGACGUUGAGACGCUGCUCUCGCAUUCCAAGAACAUCAAGAAGAGUGCUCCUUAUGACUUCCUCAAGGGUUGGCUGGGUACUGGACUAUUGCUUAGCACUGGUCUCCACUGGCACAAACGUCGCAAGAUCCUGACUCCGACCUUCCACUUCAACAUCCUGAAGAACUUCGCCCACGUCAUCGAGGAGAAGACCCAGGACCUGGUGAAGAUGCUGAAGGACAAGAAAGGAGCUGAUGUCAGCUUGAUGCCCACCAUCAGUGACUUUACUCUGUUCACUAUUUGUGAAACCGCAAUGGGGACGAAAUUGGACAACGAUCAGACAUCAGCCACAGUGGACUACAAGAACGCUAUCCUCAACAUCGGCAUGCAAAUGCUGUGCAGGAUCACCAGGUUCUGGCUGCACAACGACUUGAUCUUCAACAACUCUUCAAGAGGGAAGGAAUUUGCCAAAACCCUGCAAGUGGCUCGAGCAUUCGCUGACAAUGUCAUCAUGGAUAGAAAGGCCCAAAGAUUGCAGAAUAAGGCAGAAGAAAGUGAUGUUGCUGAUGUGUCUGAUGGAAUUGGAACUAAGAAGAGAUUGGCCAUGUUGGAUCUCUUGUUGGAGGCUGAGGAGAAAGGCCAGAUUGAUAUGGAUGGUAUCAGGGAUGAGGUUAACACGUUUAUGUUUGAGGGACACGACACAACGGCUUUGGCUCUCACUUUUGGCCUGAUGCUGUUGGCAGAUCAUGAAGAUGUACAGGAGCGCAUCUACGAGGAAUGCCAAACGAUCCUGGGUGACUCGGAGCACGUGACGAUGUCCAACCUGGCCGACAUGAAGUAUUUGGAGGCGGUCAUCAAGGAAGUACUGCGAUUGUACCCGAGCGUGCCUUUCAUUGGCCGAGAGAUCACUGAGGAUUUUAAGUUGGGUGACAUAACAGUGAAGAAGGGUACGACAGUGGACGUCCACAUCUACGAGCUGCACCGCCGAGCUGACAUGUUCCCGGAGCCGGAGAAGUUCAUGCCGGAGCGGUUCCUCGGCACGGAGUUGAAACAUCCUUACGCCUAUGUACCAUUCAGCGCCGGACCCAGGAAUUGUAUUGGACAAAGAUUUGCGAUGCAGGAAAUGAAGACCACACUCAGUGAGCUGGUGCGUCACUUCAAAAUUGUACCUAAAGUCAAGGGAGCAAGGCCUAGAAUCAUGGUGGACUUGGUGCUCAGACCGGUGGAUCCCAUCUAUGUGAAGUUUAUUCCUCGCUAAAUUAUAUGUGAUCUGUUCACAUUAAGAAAGUGAUGUGUCAUCGUUGUUGAGUUUUGAUAUGGCCUAUAUACCAAUGCCUGCGCAUCAUGCUGUCAGACUGCUUUACGUGAUUUUC
Messenger RNA from Spodoptera frugiperda (fall armyworm), 1783 nucleotides. Its product is annotated as cytochrome P450 4C1. Bases 181 to 1668 code for a protein of 495 amino acids. Lineage: Eukaryota; Metazoa; Arthropoda; Insecta; Lepidoptera; Noctuidae. The transcript has 10 exons. The record is from RefSeq and is a predicted model, not a curated record. Gene Ontology annotation, molecular function: iron ion binding; heme binding; monooxygenase activity.